Molecule: messenger RNA, 1586 nt
Organism: Paramuricea clavata
Lineage: Eukaryota; Metazoa; Cnidaria; Anthozoa; Malacalcyonacea; Plexauridae
Source: the annotation of a GenBank genome assembly
AUGGCGUUAGCCUUCGUUCUGUGGUAUAGCGUGGUAUAUUUCGCAAGUAUCGUAUCGUCUACUCAAGCUAUUGAAUGCCAAGGCACAGCGAGAUAUACGUUAACCUUCCAAGCGGAAUGGACACGCCAAUCUCAUCAAAAUUUUCCAAGCGACCCACAUUUCUCAUCCCUCGUAGGCUGUAGUCAUAAGGCCUCCUAUGUGAUGUGGACACCGGGAAUAAAAGCGACCACAGGAGUUAAAGAUGUGGCAGAAUUAGGUAUGUCUAAGUCAUUAACAGCCUUUUGAAGUCUAAUUUAAAUCAUUAAUACAUCAUUAUAAGCUGACGUCUAUUGUCGUAUUGGUACGUCUUUCAUGCUUUGUAUAAAUGAAUUAGCCGACGGGAAUCCCGUUUAGACGAGAAACUCGUCUUAAAUUAACAUUCAGAGAGAUGAGACGGAUAAAGCGUCGCCAAGCACUCCUCACAGCCUCUCAUUGCCUCAUGGGAAAGUCAUACUUCCUUCCCAAUGGCCUCGUUUCCAUGUCAACUUAUUUUAGCAUGUCAGGGGCAGAUAAAGAUUAUUUUCCUAUGUUUUCCUGGACGAAUUUGUUUCUUGCUGUUCUUAGGCUCAAUAACAAAGUAAUUUUCAACCCUACUAAGCACAAAACAGGACUAAGAAUUUGACAUGAAAACGAGACCAUUGGGUAAAAGUGAAUAAUCGGUAAGGUCUAUUGCGUCAUACACGCCAUUACCUAGGCCAUAAUUUGUCAGCAAUUUGUUAUCAUGAAUCUACCUCGUCCCCAGGUGCUAUAUAAAAUGUUUGUAUGAAGCAGGGCGCUUAUACUGUAGUACGACCUGCACAGGCUCACUAGCUGACUGACAAACAGACUUUAUGACCUAAUGAAUGAAUGAAUGACCGACAGACUGAUUAGUUGACUGAACCUUUCUCAUCCGCAGAGGCUUUCUGCUUGUGGCUAACAGAGGCUUUCUGCUUGUGGCUAACAGAGGCUUUCUGCUUGUGGAUAACAGAGGCUUUCUGUUUGUGGCUAACAGAGGCUUUCUGCUUGUGGCUAACAGAGGCUUUCUGCUUGUGGCUAACAGAGGCUUUCUGCUUGUGGCUAACAGAGGCUUUCUGUUUGUGGCUAACAGAGGCUUUCUGUGCUUCAUGAAACGGCGUUAGAGGGUAAUGAGGCAGCGGCGAAAAAGAGACGAGAGACGCCACAUACGCGGAGGGACGAGAGACGCCACAUACCCAGCUGAAUGUAACUAUGGUGCUCACGGUGACCGUGGGAAACAGUCUUAAACAUAGAGGCUGGGAGCCAUUUCUGACUCGGUUAUUGCCAACGGUUAAGGCAGGUAAUUCACCAGUUAAAAGUUUCUUUCCUGGCUAAAUCAAUACAUCAUAUUUUAUGCUACAGGUUCUUCAAGUGCACUGCUCCGAGAAAUGGACAUUCAGAUAAAUUUGAAAAAAGCCCAUAAGAGAUACCGAGGCAACGGGUUCUUUGGUGGCACAGGAAGCCGUUCCAUCACUGACAUCGAAGUCAACUCGGAAUAUCCCCUCGUGUCCUUCAUUACCAUGAUCGCACCCUCACCUGAUUGGUUCGUUGGU